This is a messenger RNA of Poecile atricapillus (Black-capped chickadee), 783 nucleotides long. RefSeq names its product class II histocompatibility antigen, B-L beta chain-like. The record is from RefSeq and is a predicted model, not a curated record. Gene Ontology annotation, cellular component: MHC class II protein complex. Gene Ontology annotation, biological process: antigen processing and presentation of exogenous peptide antigen via MHC class II; positive regulation of T cell activation; peptide antigen assembly with MHC class II protein complex. NCBI's taxonomy places the organism in Eukaryota, Metazoa, Chordata, Aves, Passeriformes, Paridae. Gene Ontology annotation, molecular function: MHC class II protein complex binding.
AUGCUAACAAUUGCAAAAUUCACUCAUGCCCCCAGCGUGUCCAUCUCGCUGGUGCCCUCGAGCUCCCAGCCCGGCCCCGGCUGCCUGCUCUGCUCCCUGAUGGAUUUCUCCCCUGCCCACAUCCAGCUGAGCUGCUCCCAGGGCCAGCAGCAGCUCUCGGGCCACGUGCUGGCCACUGCCGUGCUCCCCAGCGGGGACUGGAGCCAGCAGCUCCUGGUGCUGCUGGAAACCGCCCCCCAAUGCGGGCUCAGCUCCAGCUGCCAGGUGGAGCACGUCAGCCUGGAGCACCCCCUGAGCCGGCACUGGGACCUUCCAGGGAUGCUGUCAAACGCUGCCCACAGCAAGAUGCUGAUGGGGAUUGGAGUCUCCGUGUUGGGCUUCGUCUUCCUGGCACUGGGGCUCGGCUUCUGCCUGUGCAGGAAGGUGAGGGGGGAUCCCGGGGGUGGUGUCCUCCCCCCCCACAGAGCGUGUGUGCUCCCCUCCAGGCCCCCCAAGCCCGGUGUCACCCCCUUUUCUCUGCCCACACAGCUCCUGAAGCAAAAGGUUCUGGAGGACAUAAAGUCAACAAUUCCCAUUGUCAUUCUGUAUCCUGUUGGAUUUUCAUUCCCCUGUGUUCAUCCAGGUGCCCACAAGGAGCCAGGAAGAUGUGGAGCCUCCCAGCCAGGUGUCUUCCCAACACGGAUCACCAGGACCACGGAUCACCAGGGCUCUGCCCAACGGGGGUCACUGGGGAUCAUCCAACGCCGAUCCUCCCAUGGGGGAUGGAGCUGGAGCAGCGAAUGA